Molecule: messenger RNA, 1134 nt
Organism: Raphanus sativus (radish)
Lineage: Eukaryota; Viridiplantae; Streptophyta; Magnoliopsida; Brassicales; Brassicaceae
Product: ethylene-responsive transcription factor ERF091
Exons: 1
Coding region: 189-1106 (305 amino acids)
Biological process (GO): ethylene-activated signaling pathway; regulation of DNA-templated transcription
Molecular function (GO): DNA binding; DNA-binding transcription factor activity
Source: RefSeq, a predicted model, not a curated record
UUCACGAGGAACGUAAAAGCCUCCAUCAAACGAGGUGGUCAGUAACUUGGAACACAAGUUUCACCAACUGUACUGCCCACUUAUCCUGCCGCCAAAUUCCCAUUCAACUCGCACACAAUCUCGAAAAAGCAACUAUAUAUCUUUAAAAAGCACUAAAAGGCCACCAACACAUACUCUUCAAUCCAACAAUGGCUUUUGGAAACAUCGUCCAAGAACCAGACAGAGAGAUCCUAAAGAAUGUUUGGGAGAACUUCAUCAGAAAGCCAGAUCAAACCGAUACAAGAUCAGUCCAUGUUCAAGAAGUUUCCACAACAUGGGAAGCCUUGCCAACCCUUGAUGACAUACCAAAACACUCCAAAAGAAGCCUUCCAAGCCUAGAUUAUAUGUCGAUGGAGGCCAAGGAAUGGGCAGAGAUUCUCGACUCCAUUUCUUCCUUCCCAAGCGAAACCAAUCGUGACAUGUUAUUAACAAACCCUACCGGUUCGCGCUCUCUGCCUUCUCCGGUUUCUUGCAAAACAAGGAAAUACAGGGGAGUAAGGAGGCGUCCCUGGGGGAAAUUCGCAGCAGAGAUAAGGGACUCAACGAGAAACGGUGUUAGAGUCUGGCUCGGGACGUUCCAGACAGCAGAAGAAGCAGCUAUGGCUUAUGAUAAAGCCGCGGUUAAAAUCAGAGGCAUCCAAAGAGCUCACACAAAUUUUCAACUCGAGACGGUUAUAAAAGCUAUGGAAAUGGAUUGCGGCUCAAGUUACUACCCGAUAAACCGUUCAAGCAGUACGUCUCGACCUAUAAGAAACCACCGUGAAACCGGAGGAAAAGAUGCGAUUGGGGCUUAUGGUGAUAGAGUUGUUGAUGGGAUGGUCGACAACGGUUGUGCCUUUAGUUAUUGUUCGACUCAGGAAAGCUUGGGAUUGGUUGGGAAUGAAGAAGCUUGGUUAGGUUCAAGAAAGAGACAAAGAAGAGAUGAAGAUUGUAUAAUGUUACAAGAAGUUGAGAUUGAUGAUAAGAAGAUGGGUAGCAGGGGAGAAGAGAAAUGUGAUGUGUUUGGUUUGUUUGAGUUUGAGGAAUUUGGAAGUGAUUAUUUGGACACAUUGUUAUCUUCUUUUUGACUGGAAAAAACAACAUAUAUUAGUAAUA